GAUAGGAAAUGAAAAAAAUGUAUGGAUUUUAAACAGCAGCCAAUUCACCGCUCAAAGCCGUGAAUUCACUUCUUGAUCCGGUCAGCAAGUUCAAUUCUCCCAAUUCACCGCUCAAAGCCGUGAAGCACCUUCGCAACCCGCCCUCCAGGAUCCUUAAAUUUCUGAAUUCUGCUCAAAACCUGCUACCAAACAACCAGGGAGAAGGGAGAAGGGAGAAAUGGAGAUGGGAGGGAUUAAGCACAGGAUGCUACAUGUUAAUGGGAUUAACAUGCACAUCGCCGAAAAAGGGGAUGGUCCUGUGGUACUCUUCCUCCAUGGAUUCCCAGAGCUCUGGUACACUUGGCGGCAUCAGAUUGUGUUCCUUGCAGCCCAUGGCUACCACGCCGUCGCCCCCGAUCUCCGCGGCUACGGUGACACGGACGCCCCUUCUGAUGUCACCGCCUAUACCAUCUUCCACCUCGUCGGCGACCUAAUCGCCCUCAUCAACUCUCUUGGCCAGGAUAAGGUUUUUGUAGUUGGUCACGAUUGGGGGGCGGUCGUGGCGUGGAACCUCUGCGUUCUCAGGCCGGACAGAGUGAAAGCACUUGUUAAUCUCAGCGUUGCGUUCUCCCCUCGGAAUCCGGCUCGAAGACCGUUAGAUUCCUUGAGGGCGCUGUACGGUGAUGAUUACUAUAUGUGCAGAUUCCAGGAACCAGGAGACAUAGAAGCUGAAUUUGCUCGCUUGGGUGCAACAUUUGUUUUAAGAAAGUUCUUGACAUAUCAUGAUCCGGCACCUAUUCUUAUACCAAAGGACAGGGGAUUUGGAGGAUCCCCUAAUCAAGAAAUUAUUUUACCUUCUUGGUUAUCUGAAGAUGAUAUUAACUAUUUUGCAAGUAAAUUUAACAAGUCAGGGUUCACUGGAGGAGUUAACUAUUAUCGGAACCUGAAUCGCAACUGGGAGCUGACUUCACCCUGGACUGGAGUUCAAAUAAAAGUACCAGUAAAGUUCGUGGUUGGGGAUUUGGAUUUGGUCUACCACGUGCAUCGCGUUCAGGAGUACGUACACAAGGGUGGAUUCAAGCGAGAUGUUCCGUUCCUUCAGGAUGUUGUGGUGAUGGAAGGAGUCGGUCACUUUAUCAAUCAGGAAAGACCGAAUGAAAUAUCUCAGCACAUAUUUGAGUUCAUAAGUAAGUUUUGAUGCUUCUCACUCUUUGGCCUGCCUAAAUUUCCAUGUUUUCAACUCUUUGUUUUAAUGCACAAUUAGCGUAAUACUUAUGCUGCUAAAUAAUGCAUGCUUCAAUGAGAUAUAAAGCAUUUGUUUUCUGAUUUGGGGUUAUGAAUUUAAAUAAUUGUAUCAAGGCCAUAAUGAAGGCAGCAUGUAAAUUUAUUCCUUUUUGGGUCAACUGCACGAGUGUAGUAGACAUUGAAUGAGGGAUUUACUCUCCCUGCUUGGCAUAGUUCCACUGUAAUUUUUUUCUG
This is a messenger RNA of Phalaenopsis equestris, 1458 nucleotides long. Its product is annotated as epoxide hydrolase A. The record is from RefSeq and is a predicted model, not a curated record. Gene Ontology annotation, molecular function: hydrolase activity. Bases 218 to 1177 code for a protein of 319 amino acids. The transcript has 4 exons. NCBI's taxonomy places the organism in Eukaryota, Viridiplantae, Streptophyta, Magnoliopsida, Asparagales, Orchidaceae.